This is a messenger RNA of Solanum stenotomum, 636 nucleotides long. RefSeq lists its product as uncharacterized. Bases 1 to 636 code for a protein of 211 amino acids. NCBI's taxonomy places the organism in Eukaryota, Viridiplantae, Streptophyta, Magnoliopsida, Solanales, Solanaceae. The transcript is spliced from 2 exons. The record is from RefSeq and is a predicted model, not a curated record.
AUGGCUGAUCGCCAAACAGGAUCGAUAAGCUCUGGUGAGCUCACAAAAUUGGAUAGUAGCAAUUAUCUUAGGGUUCAAGCACAAAAAAAAAUUGGCAAUUCACUGAGAUGGUUUCAGCGGGAUAAGACAAACUCGAGUUCUUCUACUGCUCCCCCACUCAUUAGAGAUGCUGCUGGUACCGCUGCUUCUAGGAAUCUGAUUAACCAGGCAAUGCUUCUCAAGAUGGGGCACCUAGCCUAUUUUGCCGAUAUGCGGGCUUCCCAGUUAGAGGCCGAGGUGCUCUGGAUGAUUGAGAGAGCUAUUACUGCUAUGUUGAAUCCUCUCAGGGCUUCCAUUGAUGCCCUCUCAGGGAGAGUUGAGGUUUGUGAGAGAGGGAAAUGUGUUACUACUGAAGUGAUGACCUUGAAAGCUGAUGUGUCUGAGAUGAGGAAGGAUGUGGACCACCUGAAGUCCACAGACUUCACUUCACUAUUUGAGUCGACAGAGGUCCCACAUGUCCCAAGUGCAGAUGUUUCGGCCUGUGCUGAGGUGCCUCCGGCUACCACCGGAGAUGUUGUUAGGGCUGAUGUUGCUAUUGCUGAGUUAGAGGCUGAGACAGAUGAGGAGCAACUCGAUGUUCAGGAGGAUGCCAUCUAG